Messenger RNA from Parus major (Great Tit), 4986 nucleotides. It is a transcript of the gene POLR3B, whose product is annotated as RNA polymerase III subunit B. Gene Ontology annotation, molecular function: DNA-directed RNA polymerase activity; ribonucleoside binding; DNA binding. Bases 1 to 3393 code for a protein of 1130 amino acids. Gene Ontology annotation, biological process: DNA-templated transcription. Gene Ontology annotation, cellular component: RNA polymerase III complex. Lineage: Eukaryota; Metazoa; Chordata; Aves; Passeriformes; Paridae. The record is from RefSeq and is a predicted model, not a curated record. The transcript has 28 exons.
AUGGAGGCGCUGGGUCUGGGUGCUCUCACCCCGGAGCAGGCGGCGGCCCCGGUCAACACGGUGGAGGAAAAAUGGAGACUUCUUCCAGCAUUUCUGAAGGUGAAAGGACUGGUGAAGCAGCACAUAGACUCAUUCAACUAUUUCAUCAAUGUUGAGAUAAAGAAAAUCAUGAAGGCCAAUGAAAAAGUGACAAGUGAUGCUGACCCAAUGUGGUACCUGAAGUACCUCAAUAUCUAUGUGGGUACUCCAGAUGUGGAAGAAAGCUUCAAUGUGACACGACCUGUAUCACCUCAUGAGUGCCGCCUGAGGGACAUGACCUAUUCUGCGCCGAUUACCGUGGAUAUUGAAUAUACGCGGGGCAGCCAGAGGAUCAUCCGCAAUGCGUUACCCAUUGGCAGAAUGCCUAUAAUGCUGCGUAGCUCCAAUUGUGUACUUACUGGGAAAACUCCUGCAGAAUUUGCCAAACUAAAUGAGUGUCCAUUAGAUCCAGGUGGCUAUUUCAUUGUUAAAGGUGUAGAGAAAGUCAUUCUUAUUCAAGAGCAGUUAUCCAAAAACAGAAUUAUUGUUGAAGCUGACAGAAAAGGCACAGUUGGCGCUUCUGUUACCAGUUCCACUCAUGAGAAGAAGAGCAGAACAAAUAUAGUUGUGAAACAAGGAAGAUUUUACCUGAGGCACAACACUUUGUCAGAAGAUAUUCCCAUUGCUAUUAUAUUUAAGGCCAUGGGUGUUGAGAGUGACCAGGAGAUUGUACAGAUGAUUGGCACAGAGGAACAUGUGAUGGCUGCAUUUGCUCCUAGCCUGGAAGAAUGCCAAAAAGCUCAGAUUUUUACACAGAUGCAGGCACUGAAGUACAUUGGAAACAAAGUACGGAGGCAAAGGAUGUGGGGAGGCCCAAAGAAAACAAAGAUGGAAGAAGCCCGAGAGCUGCUGGCAUCAACCAUUCUGACCCAUGUGCUUGUGAAGGAAUUCAAUUUUCGUGCUAAGUGCAUAUACACAGCAGUGAUGGUACGCAGAGUGAUUUUGGCUCAAGGAGAAAAUAAAGUAGAUGACAGAGACUAUUAUGGAAAUAAACGUUUGGAGCUGGCAGGGCAGCUUCUUUCUCUUCUGUUUGAGGAUUUGUUCAAAAAAUUUAACUCAGAGCUGAAGAAGAUUGCUGACCAGGUCAUCCCCAAGCAGCGUGCAGCUCAGUUUGAUGUCGUGAAGCACAUGCGGCAGGACCAGAUCACCAAUGGCAUGGUCAAUGCCAUCUCCACAGGAAAUUGGUCUCUAAAGAGAUUCAAGAUGGACCGCCAAGGUGUGACACAAGUCUUGUCCCGCUUGUCUUACAUAUCUGCUCUGGGAAUGAUGACCAGGAUCUCUUCUCAGUUUGAAAAGACAAGGAAAGUGAGUGGUCCUCGAUCACUGCAGCCAUCUCAGUGGGGGAUGCUCUGCCCUUCUGACACUCCUGAAGGAGAGGCCUGUGGUUUGGUUAAAAAUCUUGCCCUCAUGACUCAUAUUACUACGGAUAUGGAGGAUGGCCCAAUUAUUAGAUUAGCCAGUAAUCUUGGAGUUGAAGAUGUCAACUUGCUCUGCGGUGAAGAACUUUCAUACCCAAACGUGUUCCUGGUUUUUCUUAAUGGUAACAUCCUUGGAGUCAUACGUGAUCACCAGAAAUUAGUCAACACCUUUCGGAUCUUGCGUCGAGCGGGUUAUAUCAAUGAAUUCGUUUCCAUCUCUACAAAUCUGUCUGACAGAUGUGUCUACAUUUCCUCUGAUGGAGGAAGAUUGUGCAGGCCUUACAUAAUUGUCAAGAAGCAGAAACCUGCAGUUACAAACAAGCAUAUGGAAGAACUGGCUCAGGGAUGCAGGAAUUUUGAAGACUUCUUGCAUGAAGGCCUUGUUGAGUAUUUGGAUGUGAAUGAAGAAAAUGACUGUAACAUUGCCCUGUAUGAAAAUACAAUCAAUAAAGAUACAACCCAUUUGGAGAUAGAACCUUUCACGCUUCUGGGUGUCUGUGCUGGGCUGAUUCCAUAUCCUCACCACAACCAGUCCCCAAGAAACACUUACCAGUGUGCCAUGGGGAAACAAGCCAUGGGUACAAUUGGAUACAAUCAAAGAAACAGGAUAGAUACUCUGAUGUAUCUCCUUGCUUAUCCACAAAAGCCAAUGGUCAAAACAAAAACAAUAGAACUGAUAGAUUUUGAGAAACUCCCUGCUGGACAGAAUGCCACAGUUGCUGUGAUGAGCUACAGUGGCUAUGAUAUUGAAGAUGCUCUUGUCUUAAAUAAGGCUUCUUUGGACAGAGGUUUUGGAAGGUGUCUUGUGUACAAGAAUGCCAAGUGUACACUGAAGCGUUACACAAAUCAGACAUUUGAUAAAGUGAUGGGGCCGAUGCUGGAUGCAGCUACCCGUAAACCAAUCUGGCGCCAUGAGAUUUUAGAUGCUGAUGGUAUCUGUUCUCCAGGUGAAAAAGUAGAAAAUAAGCAAGUUCUUGUGAACAAAUCUAUGCCAACUGUGACCCAGACACCUCUGGAAGGAAGCAGUGUGCCUCAGCAGCCACAGUACAAAGAUGUGCCAGUAACCUACAAAGGUGCCACUGAUUCAUACAUUGAAAAAGUAAUGAUUUCAUCAAAUGCAGAGGAUGCUUUCUUGAUUAAAAUGUUGCUGAGGCAAACCAGACGUCCAGAAAUUGGAGAUAAGUUUAGCAGUCGUCAUGGACAGAAAGGGGUGUGUGGACUGAUUGUUCCUCAGGAGGACAUGCCAUUUUGUGAUACAGGGAUCUGCCCAGAUAUCAUAAUGAACCCUCAUGGCUUCCCGUCGCGUAUGACGGUAGGAAAGUUGAUUGAACUCCUGGCUGGAAAGGCUGGGGUGCUCGAUGGCAGAUUUCACUAUGGAACGGCUUUUGGCGGCAGUAAAGUUAAGGAUGUGUGUGAAGAUCUUAUUCGCCAUGGUUAUAACUACCUCGGGAAGGACUAUGUAACAUCUGGGAUCACUGGGGAGCCUUUGGAGGCAUAUAUCUAUUUUGGUCCUGUGUAUUACCAGAAACUGAAGCACAUGGUGCUGGAUAAAAUGCAUGCAAGAGCUCGAGGACCCAGAGCAGUGCUCACCAGGCAACCCACUGAAGGUCGAUCCCGUGAUGGUGGUUUACGUCUUGGAGAGAUGGAACGGGAUUGCUUGAUAGGUUAUGGAGCCAGCAUGCUUUUAUUGGAGAGACUGAUGAUUUCAAGUGAUGCCUUCGAAGUGGAUGUUUGUGGGCAGUGUGGCUUGCUGGGGUACUCUGGAUGGUGCCACUACUGCAAAUCAUCAUGUCACGUGUCUUCUCUGCGCAUACCUUAUGCCUGUAAACUCUUAUUCCAAGAACUGCAGUCCAUGAACAUCAUACCUAGGCUAAAACUAGCUAAGUACAAUGAAUGAACAAGAUUAAAAAGACCCAAAAAAAGUACCUUAAGGAAUUGAAAUCCAGCAUAUCUAACUCAGAGUUUUUUUGGUGAACAGGAAUAAACUCUAAAACUGGAGUGAGGGGAGGUGCAAGACAGUAGGAAUUUUUUCUUCCAUAUCCUCCUUGUUUUUAAGCUGACAUGGAAGAGUCUGUCAGUGAAACACACUGGGAGCAGUUGUGAAGCCUUGAUUAGUCAUGAACGGGACACGUGGGAAUUGUGGAAUAAGACCUUGGUCCAGCAAAGCACUCGGAUCACUUCAAAAAAUCCCAUGCCUGCGUUUGAAAAGGUCUUUGCUGGACUAGGUCUUAAGCAGAGCUAAAUAUGCAUCUUAUUCAUAGAGGUUAAAAAUGUUUUCCAAACCAUUAUAAUAAAUGUUUUAAGUAAUACUGGCUGAAUGUUGAUAGUUGUGUAAGGAUGGUAAGGCCUUAUAAUGCCAAAACCAUUUUCUGUUCCUAAAGCAGUUUGCUAAAGCAUUAAAGUUUUCUAAAGAAGUGUCAGUGUUAGAGAAAUGAAAUUUCUUUCUCAAGAGCUUGAGAUCAGACAUUAUGAGUGCAAUUUCAGCAUGCAGAUGCAUUUGUGUGCCAGUGAUGGUGUGCUUGUACAGGUAAUAUGCUCUCUACUGAAUGUACACAGUUUCCAUGAAGUUCAGGGGAGGAGGUGACUGCAUAUGUAGCAAAUGCAUGAUACAGCACACAGACAGCCAGUAUUCCAUUCCUACUGAGGGUAGCAGGUCUGAUAAUACACUGGCUCAAAGUCCUGAAAAGACAGGCUGCAGACACUAGGUAGUGAUCAUUACCUGGUGUGCUGUCAAAGGGCUCUAAAACGUUUUUGAAAUAUGAAGACAGACAAAACAUUUUAAGAACAAAACAAAACCAAGCCUAUGAAGAAGAACAAAUCCUUCACUGACAGUGAAGCAGGUUUGAGUAACCUGAAAGGAUUUAGAAAGGGAACAGCUGGAUUUUUUUCAUGAGGUCUUAAGGCCUAGAAUUAAAGCAGUGGAUGAACUAAGAAUCAUUUAGUUCCCUAAACUAAUGAGCCCUUACUCAGCAAAACAUGCAGUUAACUUUUUAAGCAGAGGACAUUGACGUGUACAUGUUGCCGUUUGUUCGUUUUGUUCUGAUUCUUAAGUUAAAUGGUUUGUUCUUGAUGUUAUUCCCCCCAUAAGUUGUAAUGGUUUUACCCGGUUGUCAGUUCUGUAAACUCCUCCCCUUUUUCCUGAACCUUCCCUGCCGGUCACCCUGUUCCUGCCCCUGAGCCCCAUCAAUCUCUGUAAACCCCACCUUUUGUUCUAGCUCCUUCCCUGCCAUUCAUCCCUCCCUCGAGGCCCCAUUGGCAUUGUGACUGCCGCCCCUCCCACGUGUUGUUCCCAUUGGUUCCCCACAUUGUAAACCCUCCCUCCAACUCCUCCCCUGAGAUGCCCUGAUUGGUCCCUGUGUUUGUACCCUCCCCUCCUUAAAUUGAGUUGCACAGAAGUGUUCGGUGCUCAGAUUGUCCUACCCCUGACCUUUCCAGUCCUUCCCACAUCCACUGCUCCUGACCCUAGAAUAAACCUGGUUUCUGGAGAGAA